AUGAGCGAGAAACGGAUCUUUGAGAUGAUCAACGCAUCCAGACAUCCGUUCCUGGUGAACCUCCACGGCUGCUUCCAGACCAGCGACCACGUCUGCUUCGUCAUGGAGUAUUUACCCGGCGGCGACCUCAUGAUCCACAUCCACAACAACGUCUUCACCGAGGCCCAGACCAGGUUUUACUCAGCUUGUGUUCUGCUGGGUUUAGAGUUCCUGCAUCUGAAUAAAAUCAUCUAUCGAGAUCUGAAGCUGGACAACCUGCUGAUGGAUGCAGACGGGUUUGUGAAAAUCACAGACUUUGGACUUUGUAAAGAAGGGAUGGGUCACGGAGAUCGGACCUCGACUUUCUGCGGGACCCCUGAGUUUUUGGCCCCUGAGGUCCUGACAGACGACAACUACACCCGAGCGGUGGACUGGUGGGGGAUGGGCGUCCUCAUCUUCGAGAUGCUCGUAGGCGAGUCUCCUUUUCCUGGUGAGGAUGAGGAGGAGGUGUUUGACAGCAUCGUCAACGAUGACGUGCAGUAUCCCAGCUGUCUUCCUCCUGACGCCGUCGCAAUCAUCCAGAAGCUGUUGAAGAAAAAUCCUCUGAAAAGAAUCGGAGCCGGAGAGAGGGACGCAAACGAGGUCAAAGGAGAGAAAUUCUUUGAGACCAUCGACUGGGAAGCCCUUCUGGCCAAGAAAGUGAAACCUCCGUUCCUGCCGUCAAUCAAAGAGUCGAUGGACGUCAGCAACUUCGACAGCGAGUUUACUCGACUUCAGCCGAUCUUGUCGCCUCCCUCCAAACCCUUCAUCCUCUCUGCGGAGCAGCAGGAGGCCUUCGCAGACUUCGACUUCUGCGCCCUGCACGGAUGAAGGACGAGCUGAAAAGACCAGGGUGGGAAAAAUUAUUACAUUUAUUUAUUGC
Plectropomus leopardus (leopard coralgrouper) is the source of this 901-nucleotide messenger RNA. Lineage: Eukaryota; Metazoa; Chordata; Actinopteri; Perciformes; Serranidae. The record is from RefSeq and is a predicted model, not a curated record.